Molecule: messenger RNA, 1098 nt
Organism: Microthlaspi erraticum
Lineage: Eukaryota; Viridiplantae; Streptophyta; Magnoliopsida; Brassicales; Brassicaceae
Source: the annotation of a GenBank genome assembly
AUGUCUAUGGAAGAAGACAUGCUGCAGUACCUAAUUCCACAACCAAACACAAAACAGAUCGUGUUCGAGAAAGUGUUAUCAACUGAAUUUCCAGCUACUCUAGUAGAAUUCAGAGAGUUAAGCGCCAUGCGUAAAGCAGUCGAGGAAUCUCUUAACCGAACCAGCAAUGUCACCGAUGCUUGCGAGCAGGAUCUCAAUAAACUUGGAGCAUACAUUCCAUUACUCUUCAACUUGGUACAUUACGCUGAUAAGAUUAAAAAGGUUUCGGGUCUGAAGAUAAGAUGGAGUAGUGGAUUGAUCUCUCAGACAAUAAUUCAGCGUAGAUGUCCAAAAUUCUUCCAAGUCGAUAACAUAAUGUUCGAGCUCGGAAUGAUACUUUACUUUCACGCAGUCAAGCUACGUGAGAGAGCAAUGGAGUUAGUAACUACAGAUAUCAAGAAAUCGGUAGCACAUUACCGAGAAGCAUCUGGAGUUUUCAAUCAUCUGUCUCAUGAGCUUCUUCCUUCUUUACAACCAUCGUUACCUCCAGGGAAGCUUCCGGAGCUAACUCCUUCACUUUGCUCUUCCUUGAGCCUCCUCUGUUUAGCUGAAGGCCAGGCUGUGACUACGAAGAGCGCUGAAGAAAGUGGAAAAAGUGCAAGUUUAUUGUCGAAACUUCAUUAUGGAAUUACACAGAUGCUCUCUGAAGCCUCUGCUCACUUGUCAUCUCGAGCUAAUGGAGAAUGUAAAGACUUAUCGUCCCGCUUUCUCGAAUAUGUGUCAUCAUUGAGAGCACUACACGAGCUAAAGAGCCAAAAACACUUGGCAGAAGUUCUGGAAUCCGAAGAGCAAAUAGGAGAAGCGGUUGGGGUUCUCCGGCGUGCAUUAGCAUCGGCGAGGAAGAGUGUGCCGUCAAAAGAUGACACGUGGAUAUCGAUAUUCAAGAAAGAGAGAGAGGAAGUAAGCAAGAAAAUGGCUAAGUAUGAGAAGUUGAACGAUUUCAUGAUGUUACAGAAGAUUCCUGUAGAAACAGAUUUGCCAUAUCCGAAAGGUGAGAAGAUUGUUAAUCUCAUUGCUUACACUCCCACAAGAGUGGAACGAGAGCUUCGAUUCAAGUAG